Messenger RNA from Caretta caretta (loggerhead turtle), 4791 nucleotides. RefSeq names its product TNF superfamily member 18 (gene TNFSF18). Gene Ontology annotation, biological process: tumor necrosis factor-mediated signaling pathway; T cell proliferation involved in immune response; regulation of T cell proliferation. The record is from RefSeq and is a predicted model, not a curated record. Gene Ontology annotation, molecular function: tumor necrosis factor receptor binding. NCBI's taxonomy places the organism in Eukaryota, Metazoa, Chordata, Testudines, Cheloniidae. Gene Ontology annotation, cellular component: membrane; cell surface.
GGGCUGCUCAUUCUUGGUGUCAAGAAGUCAGGAAUUCUUGCAGUAUUUUUUAAAUGUUGCUGUUGCUGUUUGGUUUUCAGCUGUCUCCUCUCUAGCAGUUUGAGAGCUAAGAAGCAUGGAAAUGUCAAAUUUCCUGGAGAAUGGAAAUAUUCCCAGGGAAGCAAACAAUUCACGAUGCAAUGGGAUGAACCUUUGCACUUUGGCAGCUCUGGCUCUUUUAAUACUGGUUGUGGUUCCACUUUUGAUAGCCUGCUUUCUGUGCCUUCAUAGCCAGUCUCCGGAGAUCUGCUGGGCUCAUGCAACUUUACCUUCAGAAGAUCGUGAUGGUUACAUCAUAUGGAAGUGGAACUUGACAGACUGCAGUAGCUUCAUAAGGAAUGGCUCUGACCAAAAGCUGGAGAUCCUGCAGAGUGGCAUGUACUUCAUCUAUGCCCAGGUGACCCGCAUAAAGACAAUAAAAGAUUAUUUUACGAUGACGCUGUACAGAGAUCAGAAUAUUCUCCUCAACCAGAUGACUGGGACAAAUUCUGGGGAGGACACUGUCUCCAUCAAUUUCGGGAGACCUUAUUUUCUGAGCAAGGGGGAGAAGCUGUUCUGUAAGGUCAAUAAUGGGCUUGGACACAUCUCAACAGAAAAUCAGACUUACUGGGGGCUGUACAAAAUGUAACAGACUUCCACUUGGAGUCAGCUUCUCUCACCCUCCAAAGAACAUUAGGAAUCUAACCUCUGAGUCUGAAAUGUUUGCAAUUUCUCUGCAUCAAACUCAAGACAACGAUGCUUUGGGCUUUCUCAUCUUCCUGUUGAAGUGAUUCAGGGUACACGCUCAACAAGAUGUGAAUGUGCUACUCCAGUAAUGACAUCAGAUUGUCACAAGUUAUGAGAGGAAGACACUUUUAGAACAACAGUGUGAACAAAGAAAAGCAAUACCUUGAUGUGUUAGAAAUGUUAGUUCUAAAAUCCCAGGCAAAUAAGUCACUAUGUUCUGCCCAUUCUGCACUGGUAAACAGUUUCACUCCUCAGCUGGCUGCCUUUCCGUGCAGGGUGAAAGUGAUUAUCAUUUGUAUAUUUUGUGAAGUGCCUAGGGGAUCCAUGGACAUGAAAGAUGCUAUGUCAGUGUAAUAUAUUAUGCACAUACUGUACAUAACCUGGACAAAAAAUGGCCUGUCUGAGAUUGAGGGACCAACAUGUUUAAAGGCAAAGGGAAUAGAGGGACAAUUCCUAGCUCCCAUCCAGGGCUUCUGUGGAACAUCCUCUCCUUUCUGUCCCCUUUUCUCCUCACAUACAUACCUAACUUUAAUAAGGGAAAAUGCAGCUGUCCCAAUUUCCCCUCAGUGUAAACCCAGCCCCAUCAUUCCUGGGGAUUCACACCGUUUAGGAGUUUUGCAUUCAGAAUGAAUGCAAACUAUAUUUUCUCUUUGAACCAUUGAGUCCAAUGCUGGCGUAUUGAAGGUGGCACAUAGAGCCUGUGUGUCUAUAUUAAGAUUCAGGGUUCCAUUGACCCUCACCAUUUUCUAUCAUACAGUGCUGUAACAUGGAACUUAAUAGUGCAGAUAAAGUCACACAGAGCAGCAUCUGGACUGGACGGGGACCAGGCUUCAAAUUCUCUUAUCUAUAGCUACAUUGUGCAGUAUAAGCAGAUGUAACAUUUGUCAUUGAAAGGAAGUGGGGUACCCAUAUCUCUAUUGAUGGGAGGGCACACCUGUAGAACUAAAGGAAGAGAAGGAGUGUGAUCUACUGGGGAGAGCUGAGGAUUGAGAUUGUUGAGCUGUAUCCUGUGCUCCUCUACUAAGUCACUGUGUGACCUUGGGUAAGGCACUGUGGUUGUGCCUUAGCUUCUCCUCACUAAGUCAGGUAUAACAAUGUAUUUACCUACCUCACAGGCAUGUUGUAAGGCUGAAUAAAUGGACAUUGUAAAGUCCUUGGAGAUCCUCCAAUUCCCUGUUCUAGCGCUGUGGUCGGUCACACAGUCGGGUUUCUGUUCCUUGAUUAGCUGUCCUAGGGCAAGCUCCUCUGAUGGGUAUAUGCUUGUUUUCACACAAAUAGCCAUAUUUUCAUGAAUAAAGCCUCCCCAAUCAUUCCUUGAAACAAAUUACAGCUUCAUGGAUUUUCCCGGACAAACAAACAAAUACAAACACUGUUGGACUGAAUCACGAUUUAGGGUUAGUUUGAUGCAAUGUGGUUGUUAUGAUUUUAUUUUCUGUGUAUUCCAACAUUAAAUAUUAUGGAGCCUGCUUUACAGAAGUGGCUGCCAUUUUGUGUUCAUUUCAGUGCAGACCAUUAAAGAGGGGAGACAAACAGUGCUCUCGCAUGGAGACUUUACCUUUGUUCUUUCUUGUUUAGUUAAUUAUCCUUAAUCUAGAAUAAAGUUUUUCAGAAUAAAAGUGUACAGUGCCCUUGUGUAUGGCCAAACAUGAUAGUUUGCAAAUACAUUUAUCCACCCUUCACCUAGCUUGACUGCUUUGUCUGUGUUAGGCCUGAAGGGUCUGACCCUCAGUACUCCCAUGUGUAAGAAGGGAUAAUAGUACUUAUUUAUCUGUCUCAUGGGUGGGAGGUGUUGGUUAUCAGUUAGGUGUAAGGCCAGUUUGUAUGCAUUAUAAUUGGGGUAGUGUGAGGAUGGUGACAAGCUGUGCUUCUCCAUGGAGAACCAAGACCCUGAAUCCCUCCCACUCCCCCAUCCUUGAGGUUGUAGUCUGCUCCCCAUGGCAUUAGUGGGAUUUGAAGGCCAGGAGAAGGAGGGUCAGUCUUCAUGCUAAAGGGAGCAUAGGAGCUGUUAUUGUGCCUGUUCCUUGCACAGGGCACAAGAGGUAUCCUCGCCUCCCACCCACACAUCUGUAGUAGGGCAAGGUCCAUAGUGAAUCAAUGUUUAUCAAGUGGUUUAAUGAGAGGAAGUGCUAUGUAAGUGCUAACUCAACAUCAUUACAAUUCCACCAUGGCUACUAUCAAUAAUAAUCAGGAAAUGCAUGAGUUUGCGUUCUAAAGGAGACCCUAAGCAAUGGGCUAAGCUUGGCCAUGUGAGGAAUCCCCCCUCCCUCUGACUGCAGUAUAACUUGCAUUUUAAUUACCACUGGCAUCUCUGGGACUCUAUCACGGUCUCCAUUUCAAAAAGUCGUCAUUUGCCAGAGGUUACCACACACUGGUAUCUGAGACAUAUUUCAUUCUAAGUCUGAGGGGGAAACUACGGUGCCUGAGCUGUCACUGUGUGGUAAAUUGAGAAAGGUUGGCUUUAAACGAAGACUUUGGAUUGGUGUCAGCAGCGACAGAAAAGAAAGCGUUGGUUCGAGGUUCACUUUGUUUGCAUCUGGGGGCACUCUCAUAGGUGGAAAGAUGUUUGCACCUCUCAAUUAGUGCUACACUCAGGCCUGGUCUGCACUACACGUUUAUGUUGGACUUAGCAGCGUUAAAUCGAAUUAACCCUGCACCCAUCCACACAACGAAACCAUUUUUUUCGACAUAAGGGCUCUUAAAACCAAUUUCUGUACUCCUCCACAAUGAGGGGAUUAGCGCUGAAAUUGACAUCGCUGUUUCGAAUUAGGGUUAGUAUGGAAGCAAUUCGAAGGUAUUGGCCUCCGGGAGCUAUCCCACAGUGCACCAUUGUGACCGCCCUGGACAGCACUCUGAACUCAGCUGCACUGGCUAGGUGUACAGGAAAAGCCCCAGGAACUUUUGAAUCUCAUUUCCUGUUUGGCCAGGCGAGCUCAUCAGCGCAGGUGACCAUGCAGUCCCAGAAUCGAAAAAGAGCUCCAGCAUCGACCAAACGGGAGGUACUGGAUCUGAUCAUUGUAUGGGGAGAGGAAUCUGUGCUAUCAGAACUAUGUUCCAAAAGACGAAAUGCCAAAACAUUUCAAAAAAUCUCUGAGGCCAUGAGGGAAAGAGGCUACAGCAGGGACGCAACACAGUGUCGCAUGAAACUUAAGGAGCUCAGACAAGCAUACCAGAAAACAAAAGAAUCAAACGGAUGCUCCGGGACACAGCCCCAGAUAUGCUGCUUCUACGCUGAGCUGCAUGCAAUUCCAGGGGGGACCGCCACCACUACCCCACCCCUGUCCCUGGACAACGAUGAUGGGGUACUCUCCGCCAUGCCUGAGGAUUUUGUGGACAGGGAAGAUGAGGAGGAGGAGGAGGAGCUUGAGGAGAGCACACAGCACACCGUUCUCCCCAACAGCCAGGAUCUUUUUAUCACCCUGACUGAAAUACCCUCCCAACCCAACGAAGCCGGAGAAGGGACCUCUGCAGCUGCAAAUGUUUCAAGCCUCCCUCCUCCGUCCCAAAGGCUAUCUCAGAUAAGGCGGCGAAAAAAACGCAUGCGCGAUGAAAUGUUCUCUGAGCUCAUGUAGUCAUCCGGCACUGACAGAGCUCAGCAGAAUGUGUGGAGGGACACAACAGCGGAGUACAGGAAAGUGGCCGAUGAAUGUGAGGAGAUGUGGCAGCAGGAAGAUCAGAGGAGGCAUGAGGCAACGCUGGGGCUACUGCGGGAUCAAACGGCGUCUGGUGGAGGUUCAUGAAUAGCAGCAGGAUCACAGACUGCUGCUGCAGCCCCUGCUUAACUGCCCUCCCUCCUCCCCAAGUUCCAUAGCCUCCUCACCCAGACGCCCAAGAACGCGGGGAAGAGGCUCCAGGCACCCAACCACUCCACCCCAGUGGACAGGCCAAGCAACAAAAGGCUGUCAUUCAAGAAGUUUUAAAAUGGCCUUUUCCUUCCCUCCUACCCUCCUCCCACACCCCACCCGGGAUACCUUGUGAGUUAUCUCCCUAUUUUUAUAAUCAAUUAAUAAAGAAUACAUGUUUUUUAAA